AUGUCUGCAAACAAAGACGAUAGUAAAAAGAGAAAAUUAAAUUCCGAAAUGAAAACUCAAACAGCAGUUGAAUCCAAUGUUGAAGAUGAAUGGAUGUCUGAUGAUGAAAAUCAAGAUAACACGAAUUGUUUCGACUCGUCGGAAGUACCAAUAGAAAGUAAUGUUAUAAAACCAUUUCCGAUUCAAUAUAAAUUGAAAAAGAGGGCACCAACAAAAGGCAACUCGAUAAAACGUAAUGAUAUUUAUGUCUCAAGAAAAUCCAAAUUUCAUGCUCUCUUCUCGAGAGGGAAAACGUUAUUGGAACAAGGAUCAUCUUUUCAUGCAACUAAUAGUAUACAAAUUCAUGGACUAGGUGCAGCAAUUACAACAGCCAUUGAUUUGGCACUAGCUUUACAACAAUAUUUUGGAGGUCCAUCCCAACUCGAUUUUAACAUUACAACUGAAACAGUGCCCUUAGUGGAUGAUUUUUACACAAGAGAUAUGGAUGAAUAUUAUCGAGGAAGUCAAGUACGAUUUAAUUCUGCCAUCCAUAUUGUGUGUACUCGAGUGCCGAGAAAGAAGUAG
Naegleria lovaniensis is the source of this 564-nucleotide messenger RNA. RefSeq lists its product as uncharacterized. NCBI's taxonomy places the organism in Eukaryota, Heterolobosea, Eutetramitea, Acrasida, Naegleriidae. The record is from RefSeq and is a predicted model, not a curated record. The coding region runs from base 1 to 564 and encodes 187 amino acids. Gene Ontology annotation, molecular function: nucleic acid binding. Gene Ontology annotation, biological process: tRNA 5'-leader removal. Gene Ontology annotation, cellular component: ribonuclease MRP complex; nucleus; nucleolar ribonuclease P complex. The transcript is spliced from 2 exons.